AUGUCAUCGUCGUCGUCGUCCGUGCUGCGUUUAUACCGCGCGAUGCUGGGCAAUGCCGCCAAGUUUGAUAACUAUAACUUUCGCAGCUACGCCGUGCGCCGCGUUAAGGAAGAAUUUCGCAAGAACAAGACGCUGAAGCCUGGCAGUUUGGAGCAGGAAAAGGUACUGGAACUUGCGCGUCAACAAGUUGAUGUGCUAUAUCGUCAGAUGAUCGUGUCCAAGCUGUAUCCACCACACGUUAAGAGCGUCAUGGAGACGAUCGGUUAG
Peronospora farinosa is the source of this 267-nucleotide messenger RNA. The record is from the annotation of a GenBank genome assembly. NCBI's taxonomy places the organism in Eukaryota, Oomycota, Peronosporomycetes, Peronosporales, Peronosporaceae.